Athene cunicularia (burrowing owl) is the source of this 1322-nucleotide messenger RNA. RefSeq names its product serpin B10-like. The transcript has 8 exons. Lineage: Eukaryota; Metazoa; Chordata; Aves; Strigiformes; Strigidae. The record is from RefSeq and is a predicted model, not a curated record. The coding region runs from base 84 to 1322 and encodes 412 amino acids. Gene Ontology annotation, molecular function: serine-type endopeptidase inhibitor activity. Gene Ontology annotation, biological process: negative regulation of endopeptidase activity.
UGUACCCUUCAUGUGAACUGCAGAAACCUUGGAGACACCCAGAGCAGCAGUGUUUCUCCCUACACAAAACAAGGCUCAGAACAAUGGAAGCUUUGAAUAAAGCAAACACAAGCUUUGCUCUUGACUUUUACAAACAUGAGUGUCAGGAAGAUAGUGACAAGAAUAUUUUGUUCUCCCCUUUGAGUAUGUCAUCUGCCCUGGCUACUGUUUAUUUGGGAGCCAAAGGUAACACUGCAGAUCAGAUGGCAAAGGUACUUCACUUUAACAAAGCUGAAGGAGCCAGAAAUGUCACCACAACCAUAAAAAUGCAAGUCUAUUCCAGAAUGGAAGAGUAUCUAUCAAAUCGAUAUGCUUGUUUCCAGAAGACAGAAAUUGGCAAAUCAGAUAAUAUCCACAGCGGAUUUAAUGCACUCAACUUCGAAAUCAACCAACCCACUAAAAAUUACCUGCUUAAAAGUGUCAACCAGUUAUAUGGAGAAAAAUCAUUGCCUUUCAGUAAGGAAUACUUACAGUUAGCCAAGAAAUAUUACAAUGCAGAACCACAAUCAGUUGACUUUGUGGGAGCAGCAGAUGAAAUCAGAAGAGAGAUCAAUUCCAAUGUCAAAGACCAGACUGAAGGUAAAAUCCAAAACUUGCUGCCUCCUGGAUCCAUAGAUUCACUCACCAGGCUAGUCCUGAUAAAUGCGCUCUACUUCAAAGGAAAUUGGGCAACAAAGUUUCAAGCUGAAGCUACCAGGCAGAGGCCUUUCAGAAUAAACACGCAUACAACUAAACCAGUGCCUAUGAUGUACCUCAGUGAUAAAUUUAACUGGACCUACAUAGAAUCAGUACAGACUGAUGUUCUUGAACUUCCAUAUGUGAAUAAUGACCUCAGCAUGUUUAUCCUGCUACCAAGUGACAUCACUGGCCUCCAAAAGCUAGAAAGAGAAUUGACUUUUGAAAACUUGUCUGCAUGGACCAGCCCAGAAAUCAUGGAGAAAAUGAAAAUGGAGGUUUAUCUGCCCAGGUUCACGUUAGAAGAGAAAUAUGACCUCAAAUCUACUUUGAGCGGGAUGGGGAUACAAGAUGCCUUCAUUGAAGGUCAAGCUGAUUUCACAGGAAUGUCAGAGAAUGGUGACCUGGUUUUGUCACAAGUUUUUCACAAGUGUUAUCUGGAAGUCAAUGAAGAAGGCACAGAGGCAGCAGCUGCCAGUUCAGCAUCACUGGCAUCACGAAGUCUUGGUGCUACUGUUAUUUUUGUGGCAGAUCACCCUUUCCUCUUCUUUAUCAGGCACAACAAGACCAAGAGCAUCCUCUUCUUGGGAAGGUUCUCUUCCCCUUAG